CUUCCGGGUCGGGGAGCGCGCGGCGGUAGUUGCGGCGGCGGCGGCGGUCGGGCCUAGUCGUGUUCCCGCUCGGGCCCGCGGCGGGAGCGUCCCGGGAGCGUCCGGGUGGCACGAGGUUCCCGGAGUUGACUCCAAUGUGCAGCAAUGGAUGACGACAGCUUGGAUGACCUUGUGGCCCAUAGCCCUGGGCCUGAUGGAUGCCUUCAAGUUAAUCCCUUGGAAUUGGCCAGUGAUGCUGAAGACAGCAGAGAUGGCCACAGUGGGGACUUGGAAGAUGACACAGGCAGUGAGCAGGAAGAUGACACAGAUGGGGAGGACUCAGAAGGGCUGUCUGAAGAGGAAGACCCAGAAGACAGAUCUGGUUCUGAAGAUUCAGAAGAUGGAGUAGAAACUUCAGUGGCAGCAGUGGGGACUCAGGGAAAGCUCGAAGCCAGCACUGCACUCAGUUCGGAUGAUGAUGCAGAGAACUGUCCCAUUUGCCUCAAUGUGUUUAGAGAUCAGGCCGUGGGCACACCCGAGACCUGUGCCCACUACUUCUGCCUGGACUGCAUCGUCGAGUGGUCCAGGAAUGCCAACUCCUGUCCAGUUGAUCGAACAAUAUUUAAAUGUAUUUGUAUUCGAGCCCAGUUUGGUGGUAAAGUUUUAAAGAAGAUUCCAGUGGAGAACACCAGAACAUGUGAAGAGGAGGAGGAAGAUCCAACCUUUUGUGAGGUGUGUGGCAGGAGUGACCGUGAGGACCGGCUCCUACUUUGUGAUGGCUGUGAUGCUGGGUACCACAUGGAAUGUUUAGAACCCCCACUCCAGGAGGUGCCUGUGGAUGAGUGGUUCUGCCCAGAGUGUACGGCUCCUGGUGUUGCCCCCACCCAUGACACAGAUCCUGUGAGUGACGAGGAGGUCUCCCUACUGCUUGCCGACGUAGUGCCCACCACCAGCAGGCUGCGGCCCCACAUAGGCAGGACCCGGGCCAUUGCCAGGACACGGCAGAGCGAGCGAGUAAGGGCCACUGUAAACCGGAACCGGAUUUCCUCUGCCAGAAGAGUCCAGCAUGUACCAAGGUACCUUCUGUCUUCUUUGUUGGAUGAGACUAUUGAGGCCGUAGCCACUGGUCUGAGCACUGCUGUGUACCAGCGCCCCCUGACACCUCGUGCCCCUGUGAAACGGAAAAGGAAGGCAGGGAGACGAAAGAAGGUGUUAGGAAGAAAGAAAACCCGGUCCAGGUCGUCUGUGAAAAGUCAGAGUGGAGGAACCAGAGCCAGGAAGCGCCAGCGCCGCGUGAGAAAGGCGAGAGUGAGGGUGCUAAAGAAUGAAGUCACAGCUCGUUCUCGCAUUGCAAGGACACUAGGCCUCCGCAGGCCUGUCCAUGGUGCCAGCAUGCCGUCUGUGUGCAAGCCAGUGGACCCCUCUCUGGGACUGAUGAGGUCAGAUAUUGGAGCUGCUCCUCUGUCACUGUUUGGCGACCCCUACGAGCUGGACCCUUUUGACAGUGAAGAACGGUCUGCAGAUCUGCCUUCCCCUCUGAGUGCCAAGAGGAGGGUUUUGUCUCACUCAGCCCUGCAGUCUCACCAGCCUGUGGCCAGGCCCGUCGCCAUGGGGCUUUCUAGAACGCAGCUCCCUGCAGUGGCCCCCGAGCCCAAUGUAGAGGAGGCCCCCGUCCCUGACCUGCUGGGGAGCAUCCUGUCAGGACAGAGCCUUCUGAUGAUGAGCAGUGCUGACAUCGUCAUCCAUCGGGAUGGCUCUCUCAGUGCCAAGAGGGCAGCCCCUGUUUCUCUUCACCGAAACUCUGUGACUUCAUCCAAAGGGGAAGAAGGGUCCAGGCCCAGAGACAACCUGCAGCCUGGGAUACCACCAUCAGGGAGUCCAUCCAGUGGACUCACAGGUGGCAGGUCACAGAGCUCAAGGAUAAACUAUGGGGAUAGGUCAGCCACAAGCUGUGUCCCUAACUGCACAGUGGGGGCACCUAUGAGGCUGGACUCAUCAGCCACACCUAGGUCAACUCAGGCUCUGAACUUAACCAAUGGGAGCAGGUCUAGCUUCCCACAGAGUAAGAGCCCCUGUGGCACCAAUAUGCAGUCUCUGCCUCUUGGUUCUGCUUCAUCUAAGAUACCCAGCAGCCAUUCUAAAUCUCCAACCGGAAUAGCAGUCCUCAGGCAGCCCCUGAAAACAUCUCCCAGGAGAGCUGAUAUCUCAGAGCUUCCCAGGAUACCAAAGAUCCGCAGGGAUGGCAGUGGCACCAGACAGGACCUGGCCCCAGCCCAUGGGCAGAAUGUAGAGCUCCCCAGCACCUGCAUCAGCCGCCUGACAGGCAGGCAGGGCCCUGGGCAGCCAGGGCGAGGCCGGGUAGAGAGAGAGCCCAGCAGCAGGGCCCCACAAGAGCCUGGCUCCCACACAGGUGGCUCUCGGCCUUCUGCCCCCAGCUCCCAUAGCAGUCUAGCCCCACUGGGGCCCUCAAGAGGGAAAGGCUUUGGUUCUACUUAUGAGAGCUUCAGGAUCAACAUUCCUGGGAACACAGCACACUGUAGCCAACUGUCCAGCCCCGGUUUCUGUAACACGUUCCGGCCGGUGGAUGAUAAGGUGCAGAGGAAGGAGAACCCUUUGCCCCUCUUCUCCAUCAAGAAGCCAAAGCAACUCAAGAGUGAAAUCUAUGACCCCUUUGAUCCCACUGGCUCGGACUCCAGCCCACCCAGCAGUAGUCCAGAGAGCCUUGGCUCAGGCCUCUUGCCAUCUGAGAUCACAAGAACUAUCUCCAUUAACAGUCCAAAGGCUCCAGCCUUCCAGACUGUGCGCUGUGUCACCUCCUACAGAGUCGAAAAUGUCUUUGGAACUGAAUUAGAACCUGAGUCCCAGCCUUCUGAUGAGCCCUUGUCUGGCAUGCUCAAGUUUCUGGACAAGGAACCUGCUGAGGGAACCUCUGAUGUGGAGCGAGAUGGACUGGGUGAGGUGGAGCCCACAGAGAGCCAGGCUUCCAUGGCCCGAACACAGAGAACAUCACCACCAUACCCCUGGGAUGAUGAGGAUGGAGCAUCCUGUACCCCCUUCUUUGGCUCUGAGGAGCGGACCGUGACAUGUGUGACUGUCGUGGAGUCCAAUGCUACACUCAGUCCAGACACUCCACAGGCAACGACCCACAGGAUUGUGGAGCUAAGGGCCCCAUCCCGCUCCCGCUCCCGCUCCCAUUCCAGCUCCCGCAGCAGAAAGAAAACUAAGAGGAAGAAGGCUGCCAGGGAGCACCAAAGGACACGCUCCAGCACUCGCUCUGGCUCCAGGGACAGGUCCUCACAUUCAGUCUCACCAGUGGUUGAAGAGUACACCAAGAGGCACAAGGCUAAGGCCAAGAGCUGGAGGUCUUCUAGUGACCAUGCUAGUAGUCAGGAGAAAGCAAAGAGGAGGAAGGCCAAGGACAGGGACAGAGACCGGAGGCGCAGCCCUUGGGGUCGGGGUAGGAAGAAGUCCAGAUCUCGCUCAGGAAGUCCAGGAAGCUCUUCCUGUGAACACCAUGAAAGGAGAAAGAAGAGGCGACACUCACGGUCCAGAUCUCGGGGCAGAAACUGCUCCCCCUUUAGCAGCCUCGAGAGGGCCCGGAGGCAUAAGCACCGGGAGCGGGAGCGGAGCCAUGAGCGUCUAGACAAGGAGAGCACAACCAGGUCCCGAGAGAGGAGGCGGCGGAGGUCUCGGUCACCCAGUUCAGAGCACAGGCCACGGAGGCCCCAUUCCCGAGAGAAACGGCCCCGCUCCCCAGAGAAGAAGGGAGCUGUGAAGGAGGCUUCCCCGGCCCCUGCUUCACAGGGAGGACCAAAGCAGGAGGGAGAGCCAAAGCAGGAGGGAGAGCCAAAGCAGGAGGGAGAGCCAAAGCAGGAAGAUCACCCUGCCAGGCCUCCAGUUCUAGAAGUGGGUGUCUUGCCAGAGGUGGAUGUGGCUACCCCUAACCCCCCUCAGGUACCCCCUGUCCUGGCAAUGUCCGAUGAGUGUCAUGUGCCUGAAGACAUAGACUAUGGAGACUCAGUGGAGGCAGGCCACAUCUUCGAGGACUUUUCAAGUGAAGCCAUCUUCAUUCAGCUUGAUGACAUGAGCUCACCACCUUCCCCUGAGAGUACAGACUCCUCCCCAGAGCGAGACUUUCCACCAAAUCCCAUGGUGCUCCCAGCCAGCCAACCACAGGACACCACCUUGGCUGCCAUCCAGAGGGAGGUGUCACUGAUCCACAGUGAAGACAUCUCACAGCCCACACCCCAGGCAGAGGGCCCCUCAGCACAGUUCCUGCCUAGACAGGAUGAUGCCACAGAGACCACCACUAUAACUCCCGGCACCCUAGGUGCGGUGCCCAUGGAGAAGGACAUCCCCUCACUGAGUGGGAGGGGUUAUGAGGCAGGCAAACCUGAGGAGGCUGUAGCCCAGGUCCCCCUUCUACGGUCCAGAGGCCUGGUGAAGAGAGUCACCUGGAACCUUCAAGAGGCAGAGGGCAGUACCCCAGCCCUGGACAGAGUCCCAAGGACACCACUUCAGAGGCCACAGAAGCCCCAGGAAGGAAACUGGGAAGCAGAGGAUGGGGCCCUCAUGGGGAUCCAGCAAGCACCAUUCUCUGAGCUACCCCAUCCCAGCCACAUGUUCCUGGAGCCUGGCUUACCUGACACAGACCCCUCUCAGGUUUACAGCCCCAACAUGCCACCCACCCUGGCUCAGCCCUCAAGCAUCCUGCCCUAUGCACUGGUCAGCCAGCCAUCAGUCCAGUUAAUCCUGCAGGGGAGCCUUCCCCUGGCAGGCUGCAGCACAACACAGAGUCUGGUCCCAGUGCCCACCAUGCUGGCCACGGCCUCAGAGGUGGGUGGUCCAGUCACCACCAACAACACAGAAGAAAAGAUUGCUACCCCCAAGCCAGCCGCUGAGAAGACCAAGAAGGAGGAGUACUUGAAGAAGCUGCACAUGCAGGAGCGGGCUGUGGAGGAGGUGAAGCUGGCCAUCAAGCCCUUCUACCAGAAGAGGGAGGUAACCAAGGAGGAGUAUAAGGACAUCCUGCGCAAAGCCGUGCAGAAGAUAUGCCACAGCAAGAGUGGUGAGAUCAACCCUGUGAAGGUAGCCAACUUGGUGAAGGCCUACGUGGACAAGUACAGGCACAUGCGCAAGUACAAGAAGGCAGAGGCUGGAGAAGAGCCGCCCACCCAGGGCACAGAAGCUUGAGGCUGGCCACUGUGGACAAAGCAUCCCCAGUGGGAAAGAACUGGGACCACCAGCAUUCCUGCCUCAGAGGCUCCUGUGAUGACACCUGUCUUGCUUACAGUUGAAAGCUGGACUUUUUUAUAUGUAUAUUAUAGAUAACAGUUUCCAUUGUGUUCUAAUUUAUCAAAAAUGGCUUAUCUUUAGAAA
Messenger RNA from Jaculus jaculus (lesser Egyptian jerboa), 5358 nucleotides. It is a transcript of the gene Phrf1, whose product is annotated as PHD and ring finger domains 1. The transcript has 18 exons. Bases 145 to 5172 code for a protein of 1675 amino acids. NCBI's taxonomy places the organism in Eukaryota, Metazoa, Chordata, Mammalia, Rodentia, Dipodidae. The record is from RefSeq and is a predicted model, not a curated record.